Messenger RNA from Phacochoerus africanus (Common warthog), 2119 nucleotides. RefSeq names its product biglycan (gene BGN). Gene Ontology annotation, molecular function: protein binding. The transcript is spliced from 8 exons. The coding region runs from base 163 to 1272 and encodes 369 amino acids. The record is from RefSeq and is a predicted model, not a curated record. NCBI's taxonomy places the organism in Eukaryota, Metazoa, Chordata, Mammalia, Artiodactyla, Suidae.
CCCUCCCGCCGCCUCUGUCUCCCUCUCUCCACGAACUGCCCGGGAGUGAGCAGCUGCUCUCCGACGGCCCGACGGACGACGGACACCCGGACUGCCUGAUCCCCGAGCCUGCCAACCAGCCAGCCUGCGCCCGGCCGCUUCCCCUCCCCAGGCACACCCACCAUGUGGCCCCUGUGGCUCCUGGCGUCCCUGCUGGCCCUGAGCCAGGCCCUGCCCUUUGAGCAAAAAGCCUUCUGGGACUUCACCCUGGACGACGGGCUGCCCAUGCUGAACGACGAGGAGGCUUCGGGUGCCGACUCGACCUCGGGCAUCCCGGACCUGGAUGCCCUCCCGCCCACCUUCAGUGCCAUGUGCCCUUUCGGCUGCCACUGCCACCUGCGGGUCGUCCAGUGCUCUGACCUGGGUCUGAAGGCCGUGCCCAAGGAGAUCUCGCCCGACACCACCCUGCUGGACCUGCAGAAUAACGACAUCUCCGAGCUCCGAAAGGACGACUUCAAAGGCCUCCAGCACCUCUACGCCCUCGUCCUGGUGAACAACAAGAUUUCCAAGAUCCACGCGAAGGCCUUCAGCCCCCUGAGGAAGCUGCAGAAGCUCUACAUCUCCAAGAACCACCUGGUGGAGAUCCCCCCCAACCUGCCCAGCUCCCUGGCGGAGCUCCGCAUCCAUGACAACCGCAUCCGCAAGGUGCCCAAGGGCGUCUUCAGCGGGCUGCGCAACAUGAACUGCAUCGAGAUGGGUGGGAAUCCCCUGGAGAACAGCGGCUUUGAACCUGGAGCCUUCGAUGGCCUGAAGCUCAACUACCUGCGCAUCUCUGAGGCCAAGCUCACCGGCAUCCCCAAAGACCUCCCCGAGACUCUGAACGAACUCCAUCUGGACCACAACAAGAUCCAGGCUAUCGAGCUGGAGGAUCUGCUCCGCUAUUCCAAGCUGUACAGGCUGGGCCUAGGCCACAACCAGAUCCGCAUGAUCGAGAACGGGAGCCUGAGUUUUCUGCCCACCCUGCGGGAGCUGCACUUGGACAACAACAAGCUGUCCAGGGUGCCUGCUGGCCUCCCCGACCUCAAGCUCCUCCAGGUGGUCUACCUGCACACCAACAACAUCACCAAGGUGGGCGUCAAUGACUUCUGCCCGGUGGGCUUCGGGGUCAAGCGGGCCUAUUACAACGGCAUCAGCCUCUUCAACAACCCCGUGCCCUACUGGGAGGUGCAGCCGGCCACCUUCCGCUGCGUCACGGACCGCCUGGCCAUCCAGUUUGGCAACUACAAAAAGUAGAGGCAGCUGCCGCCACCGAGGUGGCCUGGGCCGGGUCUCUGGGGAGCACAGCGGAUGUCCUAAUGGGGGUGGGGGGAGAGCAGGGGAGCGCCGGGUGCCCAGCCGCAGCCCACCAAGCCCCACCCUUGGUCCCCGGCCCCCAUCACAUGCCCCCUGUCCCCCAUCAUAGCCAUGCAGAGGCACCCCCACCAAGCUUUCUUCCCAUUCACCCCAAAGCCAAAUUGUCUGAGGCUCCAGUCCAAGGAACAUUGUCCCGCUGAACGCACCCCGCCUGCCUGCCACACCUCCCUCCUCGUGCCCCUUCCAGCGUCCAACCCUCCUGCUACCCUGUCCUCCUGUGUCCCCCGCCAGCCUGCAGCCAGUUCAUGGCCCAUCCACCUGAGCCUCCCUGCUCUACAGGCCCCUGGCCCAGUCCUCUCCCUCUGUCUCUGUCUCCCUGUCUCCUUCUCGUCUUUCACAUCCUCGGGCUGGGUCUGGUCCUUGUCUCGCUGGGUGGGCUGGGCCGUGGGGACCACGGCCCCCCUCCCAGCCGGCCCCACCCAGGCCUGGAAGAUGCUCGAAGAGGCCGGUAGGUGGAGGUAAUGCGCCCCCUGCAAGCUCCACCUUCAAGAGGGGAGCCCUGGACUCAGCCAGACCCUGAGAGCCUGUCUCCUGGGAGGGACCAGCAUGCCACUGGAGUCCCCAGCCCACUUGUCAUGCCCCCCUUGCCCCACGAUGGCUAGGACUCCCGUCCCCUUGCCUUCCAGUCCUUGGUGUGGUGGGGGUUUCCAGCGAUCGCGCCCAGCUUGAGGAGGGGCUGCUUCUGAGGCCGAUCGUUGUCUUUCAAUUAAAGAAACACUGUGCAAUA